AUGCAAAACCCAUUUAUCCUCUCAUGGAGUCACUCUUUCAUGAAGUCACUCUUCCAUGAAGUCACACAUUCAGGAAGUCACUCAUUUAUUCACCCGUCGGCAGAGCCCCUGGAAUGCAAGAUCACACAAGAGGGGUCAGAGUACGCGGGGUCAGUCGACGAGGCGGCGGACGGGGAGAAGUGCGAGCCAUGGCUGGCCAUGACCCCCGACAGGAAUUCCGCUUUGCAAUACCUGCUGAUGUUUCCCGAUGUCGAAUUGGACAGUCGCCAUAACUACUGUCGGAAUCCAGACAAAACUUAUGAUGGACCUUGGUGCAAAACCAAGCAACGCAAGAUCAGCCUGUGCAAAAUUCCUUUUUGUUCCGAAGAGAACAUGAAAUCUGCUUCAGAAGAAAAAUCGGCGAACGGAAAUCUGGAAUGCCGACAGUCGGAAACGGGGACGGAAUACGUGGGGACGAUGAAAAAGACGAAGACCGGAAAGAACUGUCUCCGGUGGGAUUCCCAACCCUAUGGAAAGCUGGAUCUAACUUACGAAGGGCAUUUCCUAAGAAACGAUCCCUCGACGGAACAGAACUUCUGCCGGAACCCGACAUCCAAGGAACGACCCUGGUGCUUCGUCGACGACGCAGCGACGAAAUGGGAAUUCUGCGACAUCCCCCUCUGCCCCAAUCACCCCUAA
Molecule: messenger RNA, 678 nt
Organism: Darwinula stevensoni
Lineage: Eukaryota; Metazoa; Arthropoda; Ostracoda; Podocopida; Darwinulidae
Source: the annotation of a GenBank genome assembly